This is a messenger RNA of Bombus huntii, 862 nucleotides long. RefSeq lists its product as uncharacterized. The record is from RefSeq and is a predicted model, not a curated record. The transcript is spliced from 2 exons. NCBI's taxonomy places the organism in Eukaryota, Metazoa, Arthropoda, Insecta, Hymenoptera, Apidae. The coding region runs from base 347 to 862 and encodes 171 amino acids.
GGGGAUGUUGAGGGACGACAAAAGAAAGUAAUCGGAUCCGAUCGAAAGUAAAAUCAUAAGAGUCAGUCUUAGAAAGUCACGCCUAGAGUUCGGAAGUAGAUUGUAAAGUGUAUUGAUGUUAGAAAAAAAAUAAAGUUUUCUUUUUUUAUUUUUUACCUCAAAUUCCUUUUUUAUUUUGUUAUUUUACGUGACAUUUUGGCGAUCCUGCCAGGAUAGUGAAAAGUGUUUGUUCGGAAACCAAAAGACAUUCAUCAUCUACGGAAGAUCGAAUUAUUUGGGACUACGGUCAUCCGCAACAACAAAGUAACUAUCACGAACCAAGUGAAGUAACAAUAAAAGCGCAAUAAUGUCUAAGGCAAACGAAUCUCAAACUUCAACCUCAACUGACCCAAUGUUGCGAGCAAUAUGGGACAGUAUUCAAAAACAGAACGACAACAUUGCCCUUUUACGAGAGGAAAUGUUACGUUUGUCUAUGCAAAAUGACGAAGAGAACAGACACAGGGCAGCAGAAAUCGAGAAUCUCGGAAAAACCGUCGCAGCGCUACGGACUGGGUUCGGAUCCCCUGCGACCGAUGAAUUUGCUUCCAUUAUCACCGAAGACAAUGAAAGUGCGUCGACAGCAAUCAAUCGCACCGUGAAUAUGGCAAAAGCACGCAAACUCUCAGGGUUAGCAGCUCCAGACACCCCACCUGUCCACCUCGACAUCGAACAACCCCAGGUGGAAGAAAGAGGCUAUUUUCCGCCCGCUCCUCCCACUCUACGAGCUAAGGAUGCAAUACGCUACAUCCCAACGCUCAACGGAGAUGAUGAUGUAGGAGUUGAAGACUUCAUCAAAGAAGUGAGAAGUAUGAAGGAUCGCUGA